CCGCGGGGACCCGUAGCCGAGUUGGCUGUGCCCGCGAUGGCCAGGACCCGGAGGCCGCCGCCGCCGCCGCCGCAGUUGCGAUUUGCCACCGGGCUGUAUGUGUCGGGGAAGGCCAGGGACCCGGGGUGCGUUUCCCUCCGCGCCGCCCGAGCAGGGAAGGCGGGGGCCUGCGCGCAGCGGGGCUGAACCGCGGGCCGAGGGCGCUUUAACACUUGCUCGCCAGGUUGGUGGAGGCGGGGCGGGUUCUGCAGGCGGUCGCUGGGCGGCGAGGGUGGGGGCCCUUUAAGCGCCCACCAACGCGGGGGCCGGAGGGGGGCAGGGAGGGGAGGGAACUCCUGGAGGGUCUUACGCCGGCCCGCGAGACGCUGCCGAGAAGAGAUGCAGAGAGGGCGGCCCCGGCUGGAGUCCUAGAGCCGAGCGCCGCGGGUGGCGGGGACCUAGCGCUGCUCCCCGCGGGGGCGCACGGCCGCAGGCCCUGGAGGUGGUGCCUCCCCCAAGAAACCGGUGGGGGGGCUUCCUCGCGGCCUCCGCUCGGGCUGCCAAGGCGCUGCUCUCAGCCUCCGCUCGGCUCCUUCCCUUGUGGGAGGGCGAGAGGGAAAGAGGGAGGAGAGAGAGGUGGGGGAGGAGGGAGCUGGAGAGAGGGGGACUCUGCGCCAACCGCCGGCGGAUCCAGCAGCUCCUCGAGGAGGACGCGCGGGCGGGGGAGGGCGCGCCGAGGCUCGCUCGGGAGAAGUGGCCGCCGAUGACGGCAGAGGUGCAGCCAGCCCCGCGCGCGCAGCCCCCUCCCCCUCGCCCUCCUCCCCCUCCUCCUCCUCUUCCUCCUCCUCCUCCUCCUCCCGGCUCGUCCGCGGCGCAGAGCAGCGGCGGCAGCGGCGGCGGCGGCAGCAGCCACCCGAUGUCUUCGGCGCCCGAGAAGCAGCAGCCACCGCACGGCGGCGGCGUUGGCGGCGGCGGGGGAGGCGGCGCGGCCAUGGACCCCGCGUCGUCCGGCCCGUCCAAGGCCAAGAAGACGAACGCCGGCAUCCGGCGCCCCGAGAAGCCUCCCUACUCGUACAUCGCGCUCAUCGUUAUGGCCAUCCAGAGCUCGCCCACCAAGCGCCUGACGCUCAGCGAGAUCUACCAGUUCCUGCAGAGCCGCUUCCCCUUCUUCCGCGGCUCCUACCAGGGCUGGAAGAACUCGGUGCGCCACAACCUCUCGCUCAACGAGUGCUUCAUCAAGCUGCCCAAGGGCCUCGGGCGGCCGGGCAAGGGCCACUACUGGACCAUCGACCCGGCCAGCGAGUUCAUGUUCGAGGAGGGCUCCUUUCGGCGGCGGCCGCGCGGCUUCCGAAGGAAAUGCCAGGCGCUCAAGCCCAUGUACACCAUGAUGAACGGGCUGGGCUUCAACCACCUCCCCGACACCUACGGCUUCCAGAGCUCGGCCGGCGGCCUCUCCUGCCCGCCCAACAGCCUGGCGCUCGAGGGCGGCCUGGGCAUGAUGAACGGCCACUUGCCGGGCAACGUGGACGGCAUGGCUUUGCCCAGCCACUCGGUGCCCCACCUGCCCGCCAACGGUGGCCACUCGUACAUGGGCAGCUGCGGCGGCGCGGCGGCCGGCGAGUAUCCGCACCACGACAGCUCGGUUCCCGCCUCCCCGCUGCUGCCCGCCGCCGCCGGAGGGGUCAUGGAGCCGCACGCCGUCUACUCGGGCUCCCCGGCCGCCUGGCCGCCCUCGGCCUCGGCGGCGGCGCUCAACAGCGGCGCGUCCUACAUCAAGCAGCAGCCCCUGUCCCCUUGCAACCCCGCGGCUAACCCCCUGUCCGGCAGCCUCUCCACGCACUCCCUGGACCAGCCGUAUCUGCACCAGAACAGCCACAACGCCCCAGCUGAGCUGCAAGGCAUCCCGCGGUAUCACUCUCAGUCGCCCAGCAUGUGUGACCGAAAGGAGUUCGUCUUCUCUUUCAACACCAUGGCGUCCUCGUCCAUGCACUCGGCCGGCGGCGGCUCCUACUACCACCAGCAGGUCACCUACCAAGACAUCAAGCCCUGCGUGAUGUGAGGCCGCGGGCGCUCCCGGCUCGGGCGCCCGCGCGGGGACCUCGGACCCAUCGCCAGAAACUGCUUUAUUCUCGAGGUAUAACCGUCGGCAGAAGAAAAGGGUUUGACCCCUCCCCAACCGGAUUAUUCGGAAAGCGGUCCCCAAGGCAAAGACCCAGCGCGGUGGUCGGCACCUCCUCCCCCACGCCCUCAAAAAUUCAAAAAAUGGUGGCGGCGGGGCCUGAUCUGACUGCAGCUGUUGGUAAAUAAAUAUCUAUUUUUGACCCAAUUGGAACCGACUGAGAAGGUGCUGCGUUGGGGAAACCCUCACCAUCUACACAAGAUUCUGCUGCGGUCUCCCCCCCUCCCCACCGAAGGCCAAAGUGGGGAGGUUUAUAGGAAAAAGGCAAGCAUGUGAGACCGUCAUUAUCAAAUACUUUAUUUUUUGGUUGAGUAUUUAUCUUUUUAUUUUUAAUUUUUUUUUUGGAAAGAAUGUCUUGGAACGCGCAAGUCUCCUUUUAGAGCCGUCUUUGCAGGGAAGGGGGGGCACGAGACACCUCGCUCCCCCCCCACCUCAGAAGUCCUCCGUGACCACAGGUGGAUCUUUGUGCAAACAACUUGCAUUUCUGAAGCCACUGUUCGUCUUAAAAAAGAAACCAGAAGGAGCCCAGAAGCGGGCGGCCCUCGGGCCUCUGCCGUCCCCCUCCGCCUUCCUCUCCUGCCUUCUCUUCAGUCUUUCUGGUUUUGUUUCGAAUUUUCUUUGGACUUUCUUGGUGGGUUAUUCCUCCGGAGCCCCGGCUGCCUCCCCAUCUCUACUGUAAACCUUCCGGGGCGAGAGCGAGGCGAGCAGGGCGCCCGCCGCGGGGACUGGGCAGGCCCGGCGCAUGGAGUCAGCGUCGCGGGAGCAGGAAGGUUAAGGCACUUUUAAAACUCUAGCAAGGCUCAUCCUGUUAUUUAUUCUACUUUCUUUCCCUAAUAAUCGAAACACCGCAUAGGCUCCUCCGUUUAUCAGUAUUAAUGGUGUAACUUUGUUGGCAAUAUUUGCCGAGUAGAAUUUUUUUUUUAGAUAUCCAUUGUAAAUUUGAAACAAAGUCCGAUCUGUGUAAAAACAAAUUUCCAUAUGUUUUAUAUAAAUAUAUAUAUAAAAUGAAGGACUACCCCCCCUUUUUUUGGUAUUUUGGCUGCUGGGGUGCAGCGUUUGUGACACGUAUUUUAAAUUUCCUUCUGCACUGUAUAAAAUGACAAUUUGAGGAUGUUUUGCCUUUGUGUAUUUUUUCCUAAAAAAAAAGAACAAAAAUAAAAAUGUAUAACAUUUGUAUCUG
Equus quagga is the source of this 3338-nucleotide messenger RNA. It is a transcript of the gene FOXF1, whose product is annotated as forkhead box F1. The transcript has 2 exons. Gene Ontology annotation, cellular component: nucleus. The record is from RefSeq and is a predicted model, not a curated record. Gene Ontology annotation, molecular function: DNA-binding transcription factor activity, RNA polymerase II-specific; RNA polymerase II cis-regulatory region sequence-specific DNA binding. NCBI's taxonomy places the organism in Eukaryota, Metazoa, Chordata, Mammalia, Perissodactyla, Equidae. The coding region runs from base 743 to 2038 and encodes 431 amino acids. Gene Ontology annotation, biological process: regulation of transcription by RNA polymerase II; animal organ morphogenesis.